UGUAGAUCAUAGGCACUGCGACCGCCGGUCUCUUGUAACCGCAACUCCUCCAACAACGACGCCGGCUCGAACAGUGAGCUCGACUGCAUCUGUUUGUACCUUGUAGCCAGGAGACUAGGAGGAUGCGCUCGGCUGUCUUCCAACGUCUUUCGGCGCGGUCAUGAUGCAUUCGUUGCAUCGACUCGACCUCCAUUACAAUGUCGGGUGUGGAUGACCUCGUCGGACAGCCCAUCUCGCAGGAUACAUCCUUCAAUUGGACAUGGUUUGUUGAACUAGCCACCUGCUGCUGUCUGGCGCUGUUCUUUCUCUUCUACUUUAACCGUCUCUUUGCGACCCUCGUCUCAUACGGGCUUCGAGCGUACACAUGGCACAAGUACCGUGUUUGGAUCGAUAUACAGGCUCUCCAGCUGUCCUUUUUGGCGGGUAGAAUCUUCUUCAAAGGCAUUCGUUAUCAUGGGGAGAAUGAGACCGUCUUAAUCCAACACGGCUAUAUCACUUGGAGGUAUUGGCUGCGAAUUUCACGGCAAGUCGACCUUACCACGCCGGACGACGACAACCCAGGAGAUGGCUUCGAUGACGACAAGCAGGAGUCGACACCGGAUGAGUCUGGAGAGUCCAAGCAGUCGAUGUCAGACCAGGAGCGGGGACGAGCCAAAAAGGAUGAUACAUCUGAAGCACGUGUUGCGAUCAAUAUAUCCGGUUUGGAGUGGUUUGUGUACAACCGCACGCCUGUUUAUGAAGCCAUCGUGGACGACCUGUUGGAGGGACAUGAUCAGACAGGCCACAGUCACCAACGAAAUUCCGUGGCCAAUGGAGGGCUUGAGCAUAAAAGUGGAUAUGCGAACCUUCAUCAGGAUGGAAAGGAAAAGCCAUGGUUCAAGGUCGUCUCCGCGAGUGAUGCCUCUCAAGGUGCUGCUUCUGAACAAAAGUCUGAAAGAUAUGUUGAGGCAGGCGCCGGCCCAGUGCCGAUAAGUCGACUUGAUACGUCGACAAGUGUUGCCUCGAACCCUCGCGAACCCGCAACUCAUGUUUCUUCACUCCACUCGCUUCUGAUCCGGAUGCUCCCGGUCGAAGUUGAAUGCUCUAAGGGAGCAAUUACACUUGGGAAUGAGAACACGCGAGCACUGGUCGUCUCGACCUUUGCAGGUGCACAAGGCCACAUUGAUGCUGCCGCCGCCGGCCCGUCGGACAUAUUCCGACAGGUGUUUGACUUCGACAUAGAGCAUCCAAAGGUCGAGAUGAAGCCCAACCCGGACUAUCGACGAACUCAACUCGCUGCAGCUGAACGAAUCGUGUCUGCGGCAGAAUCCACGAGGCCCCCGCGGCGGUGGUGGCUCUUGGAGAUCCGCUGGGCUGGUCGAAUAGGCAAACUUUUCCGUGGCCUCAGGCUGCCCGGUAUCCGCAGCUCAAGAGGGUCCAUACGAACCACCGCGUCACAAAAGGCUGAAAGGAAGAUACACUAUCUGUAUGAUGAUUUUCAGGACGAAAACAGAUCAUGGCAUGGCCUUGGGCGCUAUAUGGACGAAGAUGAACGCGACGAUCAUGAAGGUUGGUCUCAUGUCGACUAUGCCAGAUUCUCUCAGAUCCUCGACUCACCUGCGGUCCGCCUGAACUUCUUUUGGGACAUUCCUGGGAAGGUGACGGAACACCACUAUAGUCUCGGGGCAUUUCAAGAGUGCGGUGAUAUCAACCUGUCGACCCCUCCGGCAUAUGGGCUUGAUUUGGCUGUAAAAGGAGGUUAUGUCAAUUAUGGUCCAUGGGCGGACCGGCUUCGCGUUGAGAUUCAAGCUGCGUUCGUUCCAAAUUCUUACCGGUCCGCGACUCCAGCACCUCAGCUAGAGAUAGGCGAUGACCGGGUGAGCACGGUGAUGACGAUACGGGUGGACCUGGAAGAUGAAGUUACCCUUCGAGUCCCCACCAGAGAGCGAUCUAAGGAUUGGCAGUGGAGAGGACGCGCCCACACCGUGAAGGAGGCUGCAGCCCUACGGAAGCAAAGGGAGAAGAGACACUUCCGCUUCCGUCGAUCCCAGAAAACAAAGCUCGGUCCUGACGUGCGCCCUUUUGGAUGGCUGUCCGUAUCAGCAGGGCAGGAUUCUACAGUGCGCUACGAGAUGGACAUGGUUGCACGACAACAGGGCUUUACAAAUCGGUUGAGCCUCGACCUGCGAGAUACCAAGGCCACUUCUAGUGUGAACCACGCGUUACUAUGGCGUUGCCAGUCGCAAAAGGUAUCCUGUGACUUGUCCAAUCCAUUAGGUUGGAAUAGCUUGCACACUUGGGCCUUCAGCGUUGAGAAUAAUGCCAUGGAGAUGUUCCUCCUCAGAGACCACAUGUUCUUACUGACCGACCUGAUAAGCGAUUUCACCGCCGGCCAAAAGCCUGAUUACAUGACCUUUGUGCCUUUUAUAUAUCGAAUACAUCUGAGCUUCCCAGAUCUGAAAAUUUACCUCAACUCGAAUGAUUACAACAUUAUCGACAAUCCCUGCGAUCUGGAAGAGAACGCGUUUCUUGUACUUGGCUUCCAACAGCUCAAUGGCACUGUCGAUGUUCCCUUGCAGUACUUCUGUCCCAGACAGAGUAGUGUUCUGUUCCAGGCCGAAGGUCACAAUGGCUCCCUCGAGCUCAUCACGCCCGUCUGGAACACCCUGCAUACGCUGGCCGAGGACACUACUAUGGCCACGUUGAAGCAACUAAACCUUGAGGGCUCCUAUAACUAUUACUCUGCCCUGUCAUCCGGCCUGUCAGAUUCGCUCUUCAUGACAAUCACAGGCUAUGCUCCCAAAUUCUUCCUGCAUGGCUACUUGAUCCGGUAUUUCAUGAACGUCAAAGAAAACUACUUCGGUGAGCAUCUGCAUUUUAGAACAUUGGAAGAGUAUCAGAACAUCCUUGCAGGCAACGAGGAUCUUGGGCCGCGCCCUGGACCAAAGAAAGAGAAUGACCUCGAUGUAAUCUUGACCGUACGAGCGGACAGUUCUUGCGUGCUUUUGCCAGCCAACAUCUACUCGAGGAGAGAAAAUGUGAGGGUUGACAUUCUCCUCGUAGAAGCUGAUAUGCGCUUCACCAACUAUUACAUGGAUUUGCAGGUCAGCUCAAGCCCUCUGGAAGCUUCACUUGAGUCCGUAUCUCUGAGCGAGACGGGCGCGAAAAGUGACAUUACGAGCUGUCAGUUGUUCAUCGACGGCGUCGCGGUGUACGGGCAUCGACUCUUUGGUGCGCCCCCGACCGAACCCACCUACGUCUGUAACUGGGACUUCAGCGUCGGAGAAGUUACGGGAGAAUGCUCCUCUCGAUUCAUUGAAACCCUUAUACAUUCGAUAUUGGCCUUUGACUUCACCUUGGAUGAUGCCGAGAAUUCUCUGCCAGCAUUCAAGAAGUCUGUUAUCCACGAUGUAACCUUCCUGAGGGCAGAAAUAACCAGUCUGCGUGUAUGGUUGGUGGCCGGUGGUGCUGCCUUUCUGCUGGAACUGCCCGAGUCAGAAGUCACUUUCGGUGACUGGGCCGGCCCUGACUUCGCGAAGAAAAUGCGGGUGGAUGUCCCUCGAAUAUUGGUAGCAGCCGUUGACUAUGAGUCCGCCCUCCGCAGUCGUGAUCGCGGACAUGAGAUUGUCGACACGUUUGCUUGCUUCCAAACCUCGAUGAAGAUUGGCGUGCUUGAUAAAACGGAUGAUCUUGGGCAUACGCGCUCUUUGCAGCAGCAGCACAUCCUCUAUCAUGACCAGCGGACUCAUAGGGCUGAGUUUUUACUGCGGUCACAUAAACAACACUCCUCAAACACCAAAAAGCCAGAAUGGGCCCGGGAUCCUCCAUCGAUGCCGUUGCCGGUCAUGCCAGAACCCGUUGGCAGAGUUGAGAAGAUGUCAUUUCCAAGUGGCGGCGGUCGGCACGCCCGCCGUCGCGCUCCUCAUCGUCAGCACUCUUUUCUAUCCAGCUCUGCCUCUAGCACCAAGUCCGCGCCGUCCGCAUCUCAUAGUCUAAGAAACCAGCAAAAGUCAAUGGGAGAGUGUGGUCUCUACCCUCCUGCCGCUCACAGCACAUAUCUGACCCCUCCAGGCGGUGGCAGCACAAACGAUCAUUCAGGCGGUAGCAGUAUCAGAGGUCGAUCUCAAGAUCGGGACGUGCACACAGCCUUGGUGACUUUCGCCAGUCCCUGGGCCGCUCCACACUUCACCCUACAUGAGGUACAGCCCAAUGUUACUAGUAUGCCUGAAAUGCCCGACGCCCAGUUCCUGAGGAAUGAGUGGCAGCCACUGUCAAAUGACAACUACCGAGAUCUUGCAGGGCGCGAGUUCGAAAACACUCCUCACAAUGGCCUUUUAUGUCUGCUCGACAGUGGCUUAGUAGGCUUCUGUGGCCCUGCGUUGUUUCUCGCCGUGGGGCAACUGAUCCGUGAGCUCAACGAAGAGCAUGCCGUAGACCGGCUGGACAAGGUACAAAUGGCGGUGAUGAAGCGAAUACUGGCGAUUCAGCAUCAUGAAGAUCAGGGCCACAUAAUGGAUCUUGCAGUUGAGGCCCCAUUCGUUCAUGUGAGACUAGUCAACAGCACUUCAGACAGUCAGGAUUCCGUGGUCUUGUUUGAGGACCACUAUGAUGGGAAACUCAAUGGCACGCGGGUCAUGUAUCGCGCCAUUCACCCCAAGGCCGAUGCUAGGUCCGAAGCUGCUGGAUCGCAUGGUCAUCUGGCAUAUGGCUCCGUUGACGGGCUCAGACUGUCUGUCAGGGACGCUGCGACCAGCCCAGAGAAAGCAACAGCCCAUGCGGAACUGUCCCUGCACAACAUCGGCUACUGGUUGUCGUUAAAGGAAGAGCUCAAUUCGAGGCUGCAGUUGAGCAACAUGGACAUCGUCCUGUGGGCCGAACAAUUGAUCCAUAUGGCAAGCCUCAUACAAAGGACCUACUCGAUGGCUGACCACAUUGCAGCUCCUUUCGUGGGGCUCGAUUCGAGCUCGAAAACGCGACAUCUGAUAUACCACCUCACGCAGGCCGGCCCCUCGGUAUCCGACCCUGUUUUCCUUAUGAGGCCUUCCUACGUCCUCAGGAGCGCCGAUAAGCAUGUCCGCUUGACCGAUUCCUGGAAGAUAAUGUCGAGAUUGCGUCAUGUCUUCUCGAAUCAGGAAUCUAUCAAGGGCCGCAACUUCUUCGAUGAGUGCGGCUGCGAGGUCCAGGAAGUGAGCGACGCUGCCCGGAGACAGGUCUUGUCUUCCUUUGAGCAGUGGCGAGGAUGGGACUAUGCGCGCGACAAGAUCCCGAUCAUGAGUUCUUUCUUCGAUCGCACCCUUACCACAAAACCGUCCCGGCUUGCGGAGCAGUUGACCGUACAAUCAGAAAUUCUGAUUGGGAAGGUUGGCAUCACCCUGGACCCAGGGCCUCAACAAAGUGAUCUGUCCCUGUUAGGUCUUGAUUUCAACGUCUUCAUACACCCUCCAGCAGAAGCUUAUCAAGAGAAAGAUGUCGCUCAAAGAUUAGUUAUUCAAGCUUACCUUGCAGAUACCUCUUUACAUCUCAACUGGGCGCUCGUCCGUCUUGCGCGACAAGUUAUAGAGCUUGGCAAUCCUCUUGCCAAGGGAAGCCAGGAGGUUAGGCGCUCCAAUAAGACAAGAUCGACAACAUUAGCUACGAGAAGGAGCUUCACAGUGGUCGUCGGGAGCGAUGUCGCCUCCAUUUUCCUCACCACGGUCAAUCUUAAGGUCAAGUGGGGUGCUGAACGCUUUCGGAGCGUGGCUUCAUUCGACACGGGAGGGUCAAAGCCAACGAUCUCUUCUUUCACUGCGGCCACAAACACUGCUAUGUCAAGGGUCAAGGGCCAUUCCCAUACUUUGCUCUUGUGGCGUCUUCGAUCUCCCAAAGUGCAUGGUUCGGUUUGGCCCGAAUCGCCAGCCCGGUCGCGAAAGUCAAAGACCGUACUACAGAUUUGCGCAGCAUCGCAGAAAUAUAGAUUCGAGAUGAAAGAGGAUAUCGUCAAGCUCCUCACCGUGUUCGAUCGUGUUGUCCAGGACGAAGUACGAGAAAUUAUGGCUCUGCUAGACGAGGCGCCCAAGGUGGUUGGGGCGAGAGACAUGAAUAUCCAGCCAUCUAAACGGUCGUUGCGCCUGGCUCUCCAUCUUGCUCUGUUCAUGGACGACUACAGGUUGAACUUCACCGUUGUCCCGUCUCUUCGCUAUGCCAUUGCCGGUCGGGUUGCUCGGACGUCCGUUGUGCCACGGGAUGAUGGUGGGCACGACGUCAACUUCGACAUCAAAGAAAAUGAACACUGUUUCGAGGUACCAGACUGGGGUUCAAAGAAAAGCCUGUCAAUCUUGAAGAUGCCUGCCAUUAAUGGACGGCUAUCUGUGGGCAAAACGGCCAGUGUGAUCGCUGUUCGUGCGCGGGUGACGGUGGAGAAGAUAAGCCUCGAGACUGCCGGGAUCCGUGCUUGCUUUGACGCCUUGAAUCAACCUGGAGUUAUCAAGAUGUUACCAAAAGCCAAGGACAUAUUCCAACAAGUGCAAGCCUCCUUGGAGGACGUUACUGGAGAUAAGGCUGAGGCCCAACCCGAAAACCAGGACGACACAACUCUCUUGCUUCGAUUCGCGAUUCAUGGUACGCUCGCGGGAGUCACCAUUCAUAUGAGUGCUCCACCUGCUCGGGAAGAUCAAGAUUAUCGUGCCGAGAUGGAACUCAAGCUCGAGGGCACGUCGGUCUUUGUACAUAACGAGACGACUGAUCCCGAAUCCAUUCACGAGCAACCACAGUUCAUUCUCAAUUCUCGGGGAGUGGGCCUGGCCGUAUACCGCACCACGGGAAGAGAAAGGGUGAACAUCGGGCAGUGUGUCAUAGGACUCAAAGCCUCCGGGAAAACCGAAGGUGACAACAAAUCUGGUCGCGUCCAUGUUUAUCGAGCGUGGAGUGAUGGGAUCACGGUCGAACUCUUUGAAGAGACGGCGAUGGUUGCUACUGACAUUGCGGCAUUCAUACAGAGCCGUAUCAAGUCUCUCAAAUUCUCCGACGACACAGAAAAUAUUCGGCAAAUCCGAAGGAUGACCACUGCCGGGAUCACAGACCGGUUAAGACCAAAGGAGCAGAUAGGAGCCGCGCUUGAAAGCAGCUCCAGCCACGAGGCAACUUCAUCUGCUCUUUAUGAUUCAACCUACGCCAUUGAUCUUGAGAAUAUCCGUCUGCGGUGGAACAUGACGACAAGUGCGGUUGUUUCUCCCACUCGUCUGGUGCAAGAUAUGGUGUUCUCUAUUCGUAAAGUCGACCUCCAGACCCGGCAGGAAGGCACCGCAAGACUCUCAAUUCUCGACACACAAUUACAGAUUGUCCCCCGGUCACAGUUUGAAAACCCGACCCAGCGAACAGCUAAUUCGGCCCUACUUCCUGAAAUUAUUUUUGGAGCUGCUUAUCUCUCGACCAAGCAUGACCGCCGAUUCGCCUUUCACGCCAAAGGAAAGGCUCUAGACCUUCGAUUAGCCUCCGACUUUGUCAUUCCAGCUCAUGCCCUGCAGAUGUCUCUUGGGAAAGCGAGCGCAGACUUAAGGAACUCCAAUUUCAACUGCGAAGGAAGUCAGCAGGUGCCCGAAGCGGGUGGAACGAACCUCCUGGGCGGGAAACGCCUGGCUUCUCUACUGAUCGACGCCGACUUUGCCGGAGCUGUGGUUCAGAUUUCACCAUGCGUGGAAGAGCAGCAACAGAGUUCGGCAUUUCCCUUCUUGAAAGGCGAGAAACGUUCUCGAGCCGGCCGAUACGGACAAGCUGUGCAAGGGGACAAUGCAUCCUCAGCAGUGCUUCAAUCGCCAGGGGUAGCCCUCAAACUUGAAUAUAAAGACAAUGGCCUCGACGACCCUGCCCUGAGUACCGAAGUCAAGGUUGCAGCAUCUUCAAAUACCCUAUACCCAACCGUGGUCCCUCUGAUUCGCGAGAUCUCGUCCAGCAUCAAGGAGAUCUUGGGUGACGAGGAGGCCGAUGGUGAAGCAUCUAAACCGCCUACGGAUCCUGCCCCCUUCAAUGCAGAGGUAACGGGCGACAAAGCCAACCCGGCCGCUCUUUUGGGACGGUGUAAGUUGAACGCCGGACUCUACAUCCAGCGGCAGGAGUUCAGUCUCAGCUGUCAGCCUAUUGCUCGCGUAGCGGCAACGGCGAGGUUUGCAGAUGUCUUUAUCACCGCCAAUACCGUGUCGGCACCUGAUCAGGAACGGUUCUUCGCCAUCUUGACCACGUUCAACCAACUCGAGGCGUCAGUGCAACACGUGUAUUCCAGAGAGUCCACUGCCAACUUCGAAGUGGAUACAAUCAUCAUGUCCGUGAUCAAUAGCAAACACGUUAGUUCCGCGACCGGAAUUUCAGCCGUCCUCAAGGUCAGUCCUAUCAAGACAGACAUCAAUGCAAGACAGGUGCAAGACUUCCUACUAUUCCGGGAAAUCUGGUAUCCACCUGAGCUACGCAGUCAGCCGAAGCAUAGUGGCGCGGCGGCUACCACGCAGGAACAACAGGUGUAUGCAAUGCAGCGUUACCAAGAACUUUCUGCCAAAGGCACUCUCCCCUGGCACAUCAUCAUAGCAGUGCAAGAGGUCAAACUCCAGGUGGACUUUGGACAGGGAUUGGGCAAAACUGCCUUUACUGUUUCUCAAUUUUGGGCCUCGUCAAAGAAAAGCAAUGACUCGGAGCAAAACUUAUGUAUCGGAUUCGACAGGGUAGGGGCCGACAGUGUUGGAAGGAUGAGCGGCUUCGUGGAGUUGGAAAACAUGCGCGCUCGGACGUCAAUACGCUGGCCGGAAGAUGAGACGGUGAAGAAUCGUGCACCCCUCGUGCUGGCAUCCCUCGGCUUCGAACACUUUCGGGUGAAGGCGGCGUUCGACUACCAGCCUUUUGCGAUUGCAGACAUAUCGUCAUUUCAUUUCUUGAUGUACAAUGUCCGGCAAGGCCACGGCAUCGAAAGCGACCGGCUGGUAGGGAUCGUGGAGGGCGGCAAAGUUCAGGCCUUCUGUACCACGGCCGCCGCCGCACAGGCCCUGGCGCUGGUCCAGGCAUUCGAAAAGCUUGUGCAGGAGAAGCACGAAGCCUAUGAAGCCUCGUUACGUGAUUUGGACAAAUUCCUCCGCCGGAAAUCGAUCUUUCCUUCGAGUAAACUGUCGGCGCUGCCGCCACCCUCGGAACCGAAAGAGAAAAAAGUGGCAAAUAAAGGGACAUUUGGACUGCACACGGAUGUCGUUAUUACGCUCCAAGCCGUCGACCUUGGCGCGUUCCCGAACACAUACUUUGACAACCAAAUCCUCAAGGUGGAAGCCACUGAAAUCCAGGCCCGAUUUGCGGUCGCAACCAGUGGCGGCAAGACUCAUAGUGGGCUGGGGAUGACACUGGGUCAGCUGCGGGUUGCCUUAUCCAACGUCAACAGUCCCAGCACCAAGGCAUUGAGCGAGGUUUCAGUGCCGGACGUGAUUGAACGGGCAACUACAGCUCGGGGAGGCACCAUCGUCAAAGUGCCGCGGCUUGUUGCAUCCAUGGAAACCUGGCAAAAGCCCGAUUCCAACGUGAUUGAAUAUAUCUUCCGCAGCGUCUUCGAAGGAAAGGUUGAUGUGGGAUGGAAUUAUGCGCGCAUCAGCUUCAUCCGGGCCAUGUGGCAGACACACUCGCGGGCGUUGGCUCAGCGGCUGGGGAAACCCCUUCCACCGUCUGCAGUCAAGAUCACAGCCGAGCCUCAGGGCGAUGGUGAGAACGGCGGACAGGAAAAGAUCACCGCAGUGGUCAAUGUUCCCCAGUCGAAAUUCACCUACGUUCCAUUAGAACCACCCAUCAUCGACACGCCCCAACUCCGCGACAUGGGAGAAGCUACGCCACCGCUUGAGUGGAUAGGACUCCAUCGAGAUAAACUUCCAGAGGCGACACACUCGGUCGCGAUUGUGUCAUUGCUCGAGAUCGCCAGGGAGGUUGAGGAUGCGUACGCCCGGAUUCUGGGGGCGAGUUGAGUGACUUUAUGCACUACUAGUAUUAUAUUGCAUAGCGAUGGCGUUUGAUUGAUUAGGUACGCUGGCUGGGUUGGGGAAACAAGCACAUGAUAUUAGUGAAUAGUAAUCAGAGAUAUAUUUCCCCCGAUCCUUGAUCAUGGCAUUGAUAGUGAUCGUAUUGGGGAGAGUGAGGUCCAAGUCGAACGGUGUCAGGCUGUAGGCAGAACAAGCCCUUGAUGCAGAGUGGGUCGAUCCACUGUGGAUUCUUAUAGCUGUUUCGAGCCAUCGUAUACGCCGUGUACACUUACAUUGCAGUGUACGAACAUUUU
Exophiala dermatitidis NIH/UT8656 is the source of this 10246-nucleotide messenger RNA. RefSeq lists its product as uncharacterized. The transcript is spliced from 2 exons. Gene Ontology annotation, cellular component: membrane. The coding region runs from base 198 to 9938 and encodes 3246 amino acids. The record is from RefSeq and is a predicted model, not a curated record. Lineage: Eukaryota; Fungi; Ascomycota; Eurotiomycetes; Chaetothyriales; Herpotrichiellaceae. Gene Ontology annotation, biological process: fermentation.